GACGGUCUGCUGACCGGAUGGGAAAACUUUCUCCCUGACUUUUUCCUCCCUCUGUCUGGCAACCGGGGUCUGACUUUCGCGUGCGUUUUCUUUGCGUCCAGAAGCGUUAUUUCGGGUCGACGCGUUUUAGAGCGCGCGUGAUGAAGUGAUCUGCAGACGUUUCUCCGGAGUUUGUAGCGUCAGAGAGAAGCUGGUCAUGGGGAACCGCGGGAUGGAGGAGCUGAUUCCUCUCAUUAACAAACUGCAGGACGCGUUCAGCUCCAUCGGACAGAGCUGUAACCUGGAGCUGCCGCAGAUCGCGGUGGUGGGCGGCCAGAGCGCCGGGAAGAGCUCGGUGCUGGAGAACUUCGUGGGCAGGGAUUUUCUGCCGAGAGGAUCUGGCAUCGUCACUCGCAGGCCUCUGAUUCUCCAGCUAGUCAACAGUAAAGCAGAAUAUGCCGAGUUCCUGCACUGCAAGGGACGGAAGUUUGUGGACUUUGACGAGGUUCGUCUGGAGAUCGAGGCUGAGACGGACAGAAUCACCGGAUCUAAUAAAGGGAUCUCUUCUGUGCCCAUCAACCUACGAGUGUACUCACCCAACGUGCUGAACCUGACUCUGAUCGAUCUUCCCGGUAUGACCAAGGUGGCUGUGGGAGAUCAGCCGGUGGACAUCGAGUAUCAGAUCCGAGACAUGUUGCUGCAGUUCAUCUCUAAAGAGAACUGCCUGAUCCUCGCCGUCACGCCGGCCAACACCGACCUCGCCAACUCCGACGCGCUGAAGAUCAGCAAAGAGGUGGAUCCUCAGGGUCUGCGUACCAUCGGUGUGAUCACUAAACUGGACCUGAUGGACGAAGGAACCGACGCCAGAGACAUCCUGGAGAACAAGCUGCUUCCUCUCCGCAGAGGUUAUGUUGGUGUGGUGAACCGCAGUCAGAAGGACAUUGAUGGCAGGAAGGACAUAAAAGCUGCACUUGCUGCUGAGAGGAAGUUCUUCCUGUCCCAUCCGGCGUACAGACACAUGGCCGAGAGAAUGGGUACACCAUACCUGCAGAAAACACUCAACCAGCAACUGACGAAUCACAUCCGUGACACUCUUCCGGCGCUGCGCAGCAAACUUCAGUCUCAGCUGCUGUCUCUGGAGAAGGAGGUGGACGAGUACAAGAACUUCAAACCAGACGAUCCGGCGCGUAAAACCAAAGCCCUGCUGCAGAUGGUGCAGCAGUUCGGCGUGGACUUCGAGAAGCGGAUCGAGGGAUCUGGAGAUCAGGUGGACACUCUCGAGCUCUCCGGCGGCGCCAGAAUCAACCGCAUCUUCCACGAGCGCUUCCCGUUUGAGCUCGUUAAGAUGGAGUUUGAUGAGAAGGAGCUGCGGAGGGAGAUCAGUUACGCCAUCAAGAACAUUCAUGGAGUCAGGACGGGGCUCUUCUCCCCUGACCUGGCCUUUGAGGCCAUCGUGAAAAAGCAGAUAGUUAAACUGAAGGAGCCGUGCCUCAAGUGUGUGGAUCUGGUGGUAUCUGAGCUCGCCACACUCAUCCACAAGUGCACUGAGAAGUUGAACUCGUAUCCUCUACUGAGAGAAGAGACGGAGAGAAUCGUCACCACCUACAUCAGAGAGAGAGAAAGCAAAACUAAAGACCAGGUGAUGCUGCUGAUCGACAUCGAGCUCUCCUACAUCAACACAAACCACGAGGACUUCAUCGGUUUCGCCAACGCACAGCAGCGGAGCGCAACUGUCACUAAGAAGAGAGCCAUGCCCAACCAGGUGAUCAGACGCGGUUGGCUCACCAUCAACAUCAGCAUAAUGAAGGGCGGAUCUAAAGGCUACUGGUUCAUCCUGACCGCAGAGUCUCUGUCCUGGUACAAGGAUGAGGAGGAGAAAGAGAAGAAGUUCAUGCUUCCGUUGGAUAACCUGAAGCUCAGGGACGUUGAGAAAGGCUUCAUGUCCACCAAACACACCUUCGCCAUCUUCAACACCGAGCAGAGGAACGUGUAUAAAGACCUUCGGCAGAUCGAGCUGGCCUGCGAUUCUCAGGAGGAAGUGGACAGCUGGAAAGCCUCCUUCCUGCGGGCGGGAGUCUAUCCCGAGAAAGACCAGGUGGAGAACGAGGACGGCGCUCCGGCCGAUUCCCUCUCCAUGGAUCCUCAGCUGGAGCGGCAGGUGGAGACCAUCCGGAACCUGGUGGACUCCUACAUCGGCAUCGUCAACAAGAGCAUCCGAGACCUGAUGCCCAAGACCAUCAUGCACCUGAUGAUCAACAGCGCCAAGGAGUUCAUCUACUCGGAGCUGUUGGCGUAUCUGUACUCGUCUGGCGAUCAGAGCAGUCUGAUGGAGGAGUCGGCCGAACAGGCUCAGAGACGUGACGAGAUGCUCCGCAUGUAUCACGCUCUCAAAGAGGCGCUGCACAUCAUCGGAGACAUCAGCACCAGCACCGUUUCUGCACCUGUCCCUCCGCCGGUGGACGACACCUGGAUCCACACCGACCCCAGUCCUCCAUCACAGCAUAAACCAUCCUCGGGCACGGCUCCGCCCCCUGGACGUCCCCCUGCAGUACGAGGCCCCACCCCUGGCCCGCCUCCUCUUAACCCCUCCCCUGCGUUCGGAGCUCCGCCCGUUCCAUCCAGGCCCGGCCCUCCAGUCAGCGCUAAUGCAUUUGGGAGUGGCACGCUGGAGGCUCCACCCCCUCAGGUGCCAUCCCGCCCCGCCCGGGUGCCGCCCACUCUUCCUCCCGGCAUACCCAGCAGGAGGCCUCCAGCCGCUCCGAACCGGCCCACCAUCAUCAGACCCUCAGAACCAUCUCUGCUGGACUGAAGAGAUCCAGAGCAGAGCGAGCUUUAACACAGACAACACCAAAGGAGAAUCACACAUAGACACACACAGACACACACACACACACACAGACACACACACACACACACACACACACACACACAGAGACACACACACACACACACACACACACACA
Messenger RNA from Puntigrus tetrazona (Sumatra barb), 2942 nucleotides. RefSeq names its product dynamin 2b (gene dnm2b). Gene Ontology annotation, cellular component: cytoplasm; membrane; microtubule. Bases 197 to 2788 code for a protein of 863 amino acids. NCBI's taxonomy places the organism in Eukaryota, Metazoa, Chordata, Actinopteri, Cypriniformes, Cyprinidae. The transcript is spliced from 21 exons. Gene Ontology annotation, molecular function: GTP binding; microtubule binding; GTPase activity. The record is from RefSeq and is a predicted model, not a curated record.